AUGUUGUUCCGACAUGGAUUGUCAAUAUCGCUUGGUGUCAUCAGUGUUAUCAGUUGGAGUGUUGCCGAGAUACCGCAGAUUAUAAGUAAUUACAAUCAAAAAUCCAUUGAUGGUGUCUCUAUAGCCUUCUUAACGACAUGGAUGCUCGGUGAUAUCUUCAAUAUUGUUGGCUGCUUGUUGGAACCAGCUAGUCUUCCGGUGCAAUUCUACGCGGCUGUGGUGUAUGCACUGGCUACACUUGUUCUCUAUGUUCAGUCAAUAUAUUACGGCCAUUACUACCCGCGGUUGAAAAACAGAAGGGAUCAUCAGGUGGUUGAUGUGGAAGAGCCUUUGCUUCAUGCGGAAGCCAAGCGUCCUUCUACCAAAUCUAUGCUAUGUGUUGUCUCUGUCUUCUUGUUUUUUGGAUCUUUCAAUAUGUUAAGUGGUUCGAGGAGUAUGGAUUUGAGAGAGAAAGAUAGAGUGUUUGUUGUUGUUGGAGGAGCAAGAAAGCUUUUGGAUGUCAGUAGCGGUAACUUGGGAGGAGGAAACUACAAUAUCGGAAUGUUGUUGGGAUGGGCAAUGGCAGCUAUUUACUUGGGUGGAAGGUUUCCUCAAAUAUAUAUGACUGUGAGGAAUGGACAUGCUGGAGGAUUGAAUCCAUUGAUGUUCUUCUUUGCGCUUCUUGGUAAUGUGACUUAUGUUGCAAGCAUACUUGUGCACAGUGUUGAAUGGUCGAAUAUCAAACCGAAUCUACCAUGGCUUGUUGAUGCUGGAGGAUGUGCUGUGCUUGAUUUUAUUAUCUUGCUUCAGAUUUUCUACUUCCGUUGUGGCAAUGUCGAUAAAGAUUCCGACAAGAAAAAGGAUGAGACAGGGGAAGAAUCUGUCUAAUGGCUCAACAAAGGCCUCACACAGAUGUGAGUUUUGGUCUCAUCUGACCAGCAAGAUUCAUCUAAUGUAGUAUAGUUAGUUUAUAUUUUCUUCUUUUAAAAGGAUUGCGU
Molecule: messenger RNA, 977 nt
Organism: Camelina sativa (false flax)
Lineage: Eukaryota; Viridiplantae; Streptophyta; Magnoliopsida; Brassicales; Brassicaceae
Product: vacuolar lysine transporter YPQ1-like
Cellular component (GO): membrane
Source: RefSeq, a predicted model, not a curated record